AGAUGGGGACCGCUGAGGCAUCCAGCCUGUGCACUGAACUUGGGUUCUCUAAAGUGUUCAGCCUGAAUCCAGCUACUGGUUUCUUCGACGCUCAGUUCUUCUAGACAGAUCUUGCUGGACUCUGACAGAAAAUCUUCAGAAGAAGAUGGCUUUCUUUAAAACCCUUCGAAAUCAUUGGAAGAAAACAACAGCUGGACUCUGCCUGUUGACAUGGGGAGGUCAUUGGCUUUAUGGAAAACACUGGAGCUCUACGCCACACCAGGGCCAACUUAAUCAGGGACGCUCCUGUUCACUGGGGUUACUGCUGCUUCCACCAUGGGGUGAAGAUUUGAAGAGCUCACUGUGUCCUCUCCUCAGGAUGCCUUCAGAGAUCCUUGAUAACCUGCUAAGGAGAGCAGCCUGUCAAGAAGCUCAGGUGUUUGGCAACCAACUCAUUCCUCCCAAUGCUCAAGUCAAGAAAGCAACUGUCUUUCUCAAUCCUGCAGCUUGCAAAGGCAAAGCCAGAGCUCUAUUUGAAAAAAAUGCUGCUCCAAUUUUACAUUUGUCUGGCAUGGAUGUGACUGUUGUUAAGACGGAUUAUGAGGGACAAGCCAAAAAACUCCUGGAACUGAUGGACAGCACCGAUGUGAUCAUUGUUGCUGGAGGAGAUGGUACACUGCAGGAGGUUGUUACUGGAGUUCUUCGAAGAACAGAUGAGGCUACCUUCAGUAAGAUUCCUAUUGGAUUUAUCCCGCUGGGACAGACCAGUAGUUUGAGUCAUACCCUCUUUGCCGAAAGUGGAAACAAAGUCCAACAUAUCACGGAUGCCACACUUGCCAUUGUGAAAGGAGAGACAGUCCCACUGGAUGUCUUACAAAUCAAGGGUGAAAAGGAACAACCUGUGUUUGCAGUGACUGGCCUCCGAUGGGGAUCUUUCAGAGAUGCUGCCGUCAAAGUUAGCAAGUAUUGGUUUCUUGGGCCACUAAAAAUCAAAGCAGCUCACUUUUUCAGCACUCUUCAGGAGUGGCCUCAGACUCAUCAAGCCUCCAUCUCCUACACUGGACCUACGGAGAGACCUCCCAGUGAGGCAGACGAGACCCCUCCCCGGCCUUCUCUGUACAGGAGAAUAUUACGCAGGCUGGCCUCCUACUGGGCGCAGCCACAGGACGCGCGCUCUCGAGAGAUGAGUCCAGAGGUCUGGAAAGAUGUACAGCUGUCUACCAUUGAACUGUCCAUCAUGACCCGGAACAGCCAUCUUGAUCUGAUGAGCAAAGAGGACUUCAUGAACAUUUCCAUUGAACCUGACACUGUCAGCAAAGGUGAUUUCAUAACCAUAGGAAGUAAGAAGAUGAGAGACCCCGAGCUGCACGCUGCUGGCACCGAGUGUCUCCAAGCCAGUCGCUGCACUCUGCUACUUCCUGAGGGAACGGGCGGCUCUUUCAGCAUCGACAGCGAAGAGUAUGAAGCGAUGCCUGUGGAAGUGAAGCUGCUGCCCAGAAAACUGCAGUUCUUCUGUGAUCCCAGGAGGAGAGAACAGAUGCUGCAGAACGCAGCCCAGUGACCAGGCCGCCAAGGGGUGCUCUGAGACCAUACCUUAGGCCACCAAUGGGAACAAAAGGAAACAGGUGCUUCUCUGUCCUCACAUUGUCAGAGGAUCACAAUGGCACUUUCAUGGCCAGUCCCUUCUCCCCUCCCUGCAAUGCGCAGAGCACACCCCAUCACCCACCGUGAUCACCCACCGUGAUCAGCGUUCUGUUAGCGCCUGCCUGCUCUGUGGUAUGACAGAGUCCCUUCUACAUAGAGUUUCCUUGGGCUGCCUCAAGGAAGUUCUCCCAGUAGGUGCAAAAGGGAUGGAAUGUGGCGACUUUUCCAGAUGUGCCCACAGGGGAGACCAGGGUCUUCAGACUGUCUCAGCUCUUCCUGUUCUGUUCACUGGCCAUCCUAGGGACUUAGGGAAGCAGCUGGCAUCUCUAGGUACCUCCCUGUUUCUGGGCUUCUCCACGGGUGCUGCUACAUUGUGAGCUCUUGUUUCCUCCAUCCAAAAGCAAAUGUGAGGUAAUUGCCUUCUUCAACCGUGACUAAAAUAUUGUAAAUGAUUUUUUAAA
Molecule: messenger RNA, 2084 nt
Organism: Jaculus jaculus (lesser Egyptian jerboa)
Lineage: Eukaryota; Metazoa; Chordata; Mammalia; Rodentia; Dipodidae
Gene: Agk
Product: acylglycerol kinase
Exons: 17
Coding region: 146-1540 (464 amino acids)
Biological process (GO): ceramide biosynthetic process; protein insertion into mitochondrial inner membrane
Cellular component (GO): TIM22 mitochondrial import inner membrane insertion complex; mitochondrion
Molecular function (GO): ATP-dependent diacylglycerol kinase activity; acylglycerol kinase activity; ceramide kinase activity
Source: RefSeq, a predicted model, not a curated record